AGGAGGAGGAGGAUACUGCUGAACGUCCCUCCAGGCUGCCACCCAACGGUGUUUAGUCAUUAAAGUCUCUAAGACACUUCUGCUGCCUGCCUGGACAAACAGAGCUCUGAUCUCUCUGAGCGUCGCAUCCAGAGCCACUUCCAAAGGUUUACUUUUGGACUGUCUGUGUGUGUGUGUGAGUUUGUGUGAGUUUGUGUGUACCACAAAGAUCCUCCCGCUGUACAUGUCUAUAUGUAGGCUGAGCUACCCCAGCUGUGGAGCUUCUGUAUGAGAGUAUGGCUGCUUUUGGCCGACCUUCUUAGAAAGCAGCGGAGAGAGAGUGUGUGGAGAGGUUUCUGAGACGAGUGGAAGAUGCCGGCCAUUCUGGUCGCCUCUAAGAUGAAGUCAGGACUACCCAAACCGGUGCACAGCGCCCUGCCCAUCCCUCAGAUACAGAACCCUGCCAGGUCCAGGACCUCCAGCCCUCACAGGGCCAGCCACCUCAGACACAGCCCCCUGAAAGCCCUUCACCGGCAGGGAGAGGGCCAGGGAAAGGGAGAGACGACCCCCACCCCCAACAAAAGCCUCUCCACCACAGAGAGUGAAGACCGAGAGGACCCUCAGAUUUACACGGACUGGGCCAACCAUUACCUGGUGAAGUCGGGCCGUAAGCGACUGAUAAAGGACUUGCAGCAGGAUGUUACAGAUGGAGUGCUAUUGGCUGAGAUCAUACAGGUUGUCGCGAAUGAGAAGAUAGAAGACAUCAAUGGCUACCCAAAGAGCCGGACUCAGAUGAUUGAGAACAUCAAUACCUGCCUAGGAUUCCUGGCAGCUAAAGGGGUGAACAUCCAGGGACUCUGUGCAGAAGAGAUCCUUAAUGGGAACCUGAAGACCAUCCUGGGCCUGUUCUUCAGCUUGUCCCGCUACAAGCAGCAGCAGCAGAAGGUCUUGAAGCAGCAGGCCUCUCAUCACCCAGAGCUCAGCAACCAGCCUGGGCAUACUCCCCAUGGGUCACCAGCCCCCGCUCAGACCCACACCCAUCAUACCCACAGCUCCACUGCACCAGCACACAAAGCAGCAUCAGAUAUGCUGUCUAGUCUGUCAUCCAAGGCUUCUUCCACUCAGAGUAAAGGGCUAAAGCUCUCUGUGGCUCAGAGAAAGUCUUCUAGACUGCCAGCUCCCACCAUGCGGGUCUCAGCUCCAGGCAGCGAGGGGAAGCCCCGCACGGCCUCCAACGGCAACCGCCGCAGCCAGAGCUUCAACCACUACGACAAGCCCAAGCCCUCCAGCAGCGACAGAGAGAGAAGCUCCAUGGCCUCUCCCAUCAUGACUGAGCAUGGUCUGUCUCCAGGGCCCAUCAAUGGUUGCUCUUCUUCCUCCAUCCCCCAGCCCAAUGCAGGCAACAGCAGCAAGCCCUGGAGGAGUAAGUCCCUGAACGUCAAGCACAGCGCCACCUCCUCCAUGCUGUCCGUCAAGCAGGACCCUCCCACCAGGCAGCCCGUGGCCCCGCCCCUAGAGGUCCCCCCUAAAGUCAUUACCCAGAAGUCCAUGCUGGAGAAACUCAAGCUUUUCAACAGCAAAGGAACCUCCAAGGCAGCUGGAGUCCUGACUGACAGUCUGACGGGGAAGGAGAUGGAGGCGAUGGAGGUGCGCCCCACCGGCGUGGAUCCCCUGGAAGAGGCGGAUGGGAACUCCCGGCCCCCCAGUGCCAUGGCGACCAGUCCCAAACUGGCCCUGAAGGGCAUUGCCCAGCGCACUUUCAGCCGGGCCCUCACCCCCAGGAAGAGCUCUCUGAAGACUGGGGAGGAGAAAGACAAGGCCAGGCUCAAGGAGAGAGACAAGGCCCAGGAAGAAGGCUCCAAGUGGGGGUCAGUCACAGAGCAGGAGGUACCCAGGGACAACACCAGGCAGGAGGUAGAAGGUUCAGACGCAGCGGAGCCCAAGAGGAAUGCCAAGAUCACUAGCUUUAUCCCAAAAGGAGGCAAGGCUAGCAGUGGCACAAAGGAGAGCUCAGCCUCGGCAGCACACAGUGGAAUACCAAAGCCAGGUUCCAAGGCAGGGAAGACCUCUUCUGGUCGAGAUGGAGAGAGGCCCCGCACUUUGAGGGCCGGUGGGGGUGGUGGUCUCUUGGUGCACAAGGGCCAGCUGGACAACAGAAGUUCCUGCUCCAGCCUGGCCGCCUCUGAAGGGAGGUCUCACUAUCACCACACCAACGGAGUGCCCCCAGUCGCUACCACAGCCAGCAACACCAUCAGUGUCCAGCUGCCUCAUCCUCAGCAGCAAUACAACCACCCCAACACUGCUACUGUUGCACCAUUCAUGUACAGGUCUCAGCCAGAUGUGACCAGAGCAGACAUGACGAUGGAGGCAGCAGGGUCACUGGAGUGUCACAGAGAGACUGCAGCCUACAGCAAAUCAGCACACAACUCCCUGGAGGACCUCACAAGUGAAGACCCUGAGGCCAGGCGCUUGCGGACGGUGAAGAACAUUGCCGAUCUGAGGCAGAACCUGGAAGAGACCAUGUCCAGCCUGAGGGGAACACAGAUCAGCCACAGUACCCUGGAGACCACCUUUGACUGCAGCGUCACCACAGAGGUCAGCGGGAGAGGCAUGCUCAACCUGUCCCCCCGCCCCAACCCAGCGCUGCCCUGGCGACUGGGCCCCACCAGCCCCCGUCUGCAGGCGGGCGACGCCCCCUCAGUGGGGAACGGGUACGAGGUGGCAACACGGGGCAGUGCCAGUCGCAUGGUGAGCCCCGAGAGCGGGCGCUACCUCCGCGGCGGGCAGACACCAGGCCAGGAGAGUAACAGUGUGUGUGACCUGGACCCGCCAGAUAAGAUGGAGGAGCUGGAGGGCAUCGCCAUGGAGACCACGGGGUACAUGAGCGACGGUGACGUGCUGGGGAGGAACCUCCGCAUGGACAAAGUCUCCAGUGGCUACAUGACGGACGGCGGGCUGAGCCGGUACACACACUGCCUCAACCGCCUGCCAGAUGGCAUGGCCGCCGUCCGAGAGACGCUCCAUCGCAACACAUUCAAGGGCCAAGGGGACGCCACUGACAGUUGGGACGACAGCAGCUCGGUGAGCAGUGGGAUCAGUGACACCGUCGACACAGAUGACAUCAACACCAGCUCCUCGAUCAGCUCCUAUGUCAACACUCCGUCCAUCUCCUGCAAGGACCUAGAGGGACAGCUCCAGACGGAUGCGGAGAAGCACUCAGCCGUCGAGCAGAACUCUGUGUGGUCCGGCAGCGACGAGGUCAAGAGGUCAGACGGGAGCUCGGACAGCGGGUUCAAAAUGGAAUCGGGCUCCAAGUGGUGCCGCCGCCCCUCAGACAUGUCGGACGAGUCGGGCAGGAGCUCCUCGGACCGCAAAACGCCUUCCAUGGCCCACACGGGCUCCUGGAGGCGAGGCCUGAGUGCCCAGGUGGGCGUGACCUCGCCUAGGACCAAGGCACCUGUCACGCCAGUCUGCGGCACGCUGAAGACCCAUGGGACAGGUAAAACGGACGACACCAAGGUGUCUGAGAAGGGCCAGCAUCAUCUCUCGCCCCGGGUCAACAGCAGCAUGCAACGCUCCCCAUCAGACACGGGCCGCAGCAGUGGAGACGAAGCCAAGAAGCCCCCCUCCACAUCCAGCCGCACCCCCACCACCAACACGUUUGGCUUCAAGAAGCACGCAGGAGGAGGUAUGACCAUGGUGACAGCCAGCGGAGUCACCAUCACCAGUGGCUCUGCCACCCUGGGGAAGAUCCCCAAAUCAGUGCAGCUCCACGGUGGUCGGGGUCUUGGUCGCCAGGCCAGUGUGGAUGAUGGCUACCUGCCUGUGAGCUCCCACUCCACCCUGCAGUACCGCAGCCUCCCCCGGCCCAGCAGAGCCUCUGGCGGGGUUCGCAGAGCCAACCGCUCCUCCAGCACCAGCAUCGAGUCCAACCUCAGCUCCAGGUCCAACACGCACCACGGCCCCAAAAGCCGCAGCCAAGUCCCCAAGCCCAGCGCCGGUGGCAUCCCCCUGCCUGGCUCGGGAUCUAACCAGACAGACAAGGAGAAGGGGGUGUCCUCUGAAGACAAUCCCAUGGCCCAGGGCUCAGCAACACUGCCCCCUCAGGGAGCCAGGCAGCCAGGGGGAAAGUACCCAGACAUCUCCUCCCCUACUCUGCGCAGACUGUUCGGAGGCAAGCAGGCUAAGCAGCAGGUCCCAGUCACCACCACGGAGAACAUGAAGAACGCCACCGUCAUCUCCAACCCCCACGCCAACUCUAGCCAGCAGGGCGGCGCUCUGGACUCCCCUUCGGCCAGUAGCGGGGGCAGUAGCCCUCUGUAUGGGGGUGGAGGUCGUCUGGGUGUUGAGGCCAACUCCUCUCCCCCCCUGGCUUCCAGCCCCGGCUCGACCCUGUCCACCCCCUCCCACAGCCUGGCCUGGAGUAGCACCCUGAGCAGGGACACCCUGAGCCCUGGCUACCCCUCCCUCAGCAGCCUUGCCACCAGCAGCGAGUCCAUCGACGUGUCCCUGGGCAGCGGUGGCCACAGACACCAUGGUCACGACACACUGCCAGCCUGCAUCAGGAACAAUGGCAUCAAAACGGGAAUCUCAGAAAGUCUUAGCCCCCUCUCCUCUCCCUCAGCUAGUCCCAAAUUCAGCAGAAACACUUUACCCCGGAAACAGGACAGGUACGGCCACCUGCCCCAGCUGCGUAGUCAUGACGACCCCCGGGACUGGCUGCGUUCCCACUCUGCAGGAGGUCUUCAGGAGUCUGCCGGCAGCUCCCCCUUCUCCCCCGCUUCCAGCCUCACCUCGCCCUCCGGAGCCCGCUUCAACUUCUCCCAGCUUGGCAGCCCAACCACAGCUGCACAGAUCAACCUGGCCAACCUCCGCAGCGGCCUGGCCAAUCAGGAAGGGCCGUAUGACCCAUACAGUGAACGCUUGAGGAACUCGUCCAUGUCUCUGGAGGAGAAGAGUCGCACCAUGACCAGCUCUGGGUCCUUCAGGGAUGGACUAGAGGAGGUGCACGGCUCCUCUCUGUCUCUAGUGUCCAGCACUUCCUCUGCCCACUCCAUGCCGGAGGAGAAAUCUCAGUCGGAGAUUCGUAAGCUGCGGAGAGAAUUGGACGCUUCCCAGGAGAAGGUGUCUGGUUUGACCACUCAGUUGAGUGCUAAUGCUCACCUGGUAGCAGCGUUUGAGCAGAGCUUGGGGAACAUGACCAUCCGACUCCAGGGCCUUACCACCACGGCUGAGCAGAAGGAUUCUGAGCUGAACGACCUGAGGAAAACCGUAGAGCACAUGAAGAAGCAGAACACAGCAGCCCAGGCAGCCAUCGACGGUGUCAUCAACCUGCCAGAGCUCACUUGCAAAGGUGAUAGGCCAGCCUCAGCCAAUGGAAGCCCCCAGUCUCAGCAGGAUCUGUGUAUCCGCAGACAGCACUCGUCUGACAGUGUGUCUAGCAUCACCAGCGCCACCAGCCACUCCAGCGUGGGCAGCAACUUGGAGCUGGACGCCAAGAACAAAAAGACGAAGAAGAACUGGCUGCGGAGCUCCUUCAAGCAGGCAUUUGGGAAGAAGAAGUCGUCCAAGUCUGCGUCCUCCCACUCCGACGUAGAGGAGAUGGCCGACUGUUCCCUGCCCUCCUCCCCCAAGCUAACUGCAUAUAACGGCUCCACCGCCUCAACGCCCAUGAUCCGGAACUCCCACUCCAACUCUCUGAUCUCAGAGUGCACAGACAGCGAAGCGGAGACAGUGAUGGCGCUCCGCAGCGAGCUCCGAGACAAGGAGAUGAAGCUGACUGACAUACGCCUGGAGGCCCUCAGCUCCGCCCACCAGCUGGACCAGCUCAGGGAGUCCAUGAACCGCAUGCAGGGCGAGAUAGAGAGGCUGAAGACAGAGAACGACUGUCUGAAGAUGGAGAGUCAGGGCAGCUGCAGCAGAGCAGCCUCACAAGCCUCAGUGGCCUCACCCUCAGCGGGCCAGUCACAGCAUAGCCUCGCUCUAACAGAGUCCACCAGCCUCGACAUGUUGUUGGAGGACAACGGGGAAGGUAGCUCACGGAAAGAAGGACGUCACGUCAAGGUGGUCGUAACUCUAGAUGAGGAUGCCAAGUGGAAAGAGGAGCGUAGACCUCGUCAGUUCCUGAUUGGUUGCAUUGGUGUCAGUGGGAAAACCAAAUGGGAUGUGCUGGAUGGGGUGGUCAGACGUCUCUUUAAGGAGUACAUUAUCCACGUGGACCCAGUGAGCCAGCUGGGUCUAAACUCAGACAGUGUCCUUGGCUAUAGCAUCGGGGACAUCCAUCGCACACAUGAGACUGACACCCCUGAACUCCUGCCCUGUGGAUACCUCGUUGGAGACAGUGACACCAUCUCUGUCUCUCUCAAAGGUGUGUGUGAGCACAGCCAAGACGACUUGGUGUUUGAGACGCUGAUCCCCAAACCCCUGCUGCAGCGCUACGUGUCCCAGCUCCAUGAGCACCGGAGGAUCAUCCUGUCUGGCCCCAGUGGCACCGGGAAGAGUUUCCUGGCCAGCCGAUUGGCCGAACACAUAGUGCUGAGGGAAGGGAGGGAGGUCACCGACGGGACCAUUGCCACGUUCAACGUAGACCACAAGUCGAGCAAGGAGCUGCGUCAGUACCUGUCUAACCUGGCUGACCAUUGCAACAGUACGAGUCAUGGGGUGGACAUGCCCCUGGUGGUAAUACUGGACAACCUGCACAAUGUCAGCUCUCUAGGAGAGGUCUUCAAUGGCCUGCUCAGCUGCAACCACCACCAAUGUCCUUAUAUCAUUGGAACAAUGAACCAGGCUACAUCAUCCACUCCCAACCUGCAGCUUCAUCAUAACUUCAGGUGGGUGCUGUGUGCCAACCACACUGAGCCAGUGAAGGGCUUCCUGGGUCGGUUCCUGAGGAGGAGGCUGAUGGAGACGGAGAUUAGCAGCCGGCAGCGAAACGCUGAGCUGGUGAGGAUCAUCGAGUGGAUCCCUACUGUCUGGCAUCACCUCAACCGCUUCCUAGAGUCUCACAGCUCCUCGGACGUCACCAUCGGGCCUCGCCUCUUCCUGUCUUGUCCCAUGGAUGUGGAGGGAUCCAGAGUGUGGUUCACAGAUCUGUGGAACUAUUCCAUCAUUCCCUACAUGUUGGAGGCUGUCCGAGAGGGGCUGCAGAUGUAUGGGAGGAGAGCUCCGUGGGAGGAUCCAGCACGGUGGGUGAUGGAGAGCUACCCCUGGGCAGCCAGCCCCCUGCAGCACGAAUGGCCCCAGCUGCUGCAGCUCCGGCCAGAGGACGUAGGCUUCGAUGGAUACUCCAUCUCCAAAGAUGGCUGUCCCAGAAAACAGCUUCCCCAGGGAUGCACAGACGGAGACCCCCUGAUGAACAUGCUGAUGAGGUUAAAGGAGGCAGCCCACUGCUCCGGCAGCACUCAGAUUUACGACAGCGACUCCAACAGCAACCAGGAUCCCCAUGAAGACAACAUGCUGGACUCACCACUGGAGUACACACUAUGAGUCUCCCUCUGUCAGCUAGUACUCACUCUGGGACACAUCCUAAAUGAACAUACCUUUUGUGUUAAUCAUCCAUUGAUAUGAGGUUCAAUGUUCGGUUAUGUAUUUCAAGUUAGAAUUUGACCUCUGCGAUUUCAUGUCUUUAGGCAGUCAGAGCAUCUUAUAUACCAGUUGGAACUCACUAUUUACACUGUGUACUGAUACAUAAUAGAAUAAAUAGAUUUACUGGGUGCAGGUAACCCGAGAUGAAAAACCCAGUCGAAGUUCAAUAACCUGAAUAAUUUCAACUCGGUAUUUGUACUGUUUUCAGUGUUUAUUAGGAGUCUGUUUACAGUCCCAGACAAAGACACUCAGCCAUAUAAAUGAAUGACGUAGUUUAUGAGACAUCAAACCAGUUGCCUUGACUGUGACCUAACCUAGGCUAUAGCUAUGUGAUCCAAACUGAGUAGAAAAAAAACUAUACAUACAUUCACUCAGCUUCACAGAGCUUGACCUGUGUGCAUUUUCUUAGUGAAGAGACAUCUUUUUGGUGCUUAACUUUCAAAUGAUGCCUUGCUACCUUUAUAACAACGGUGGUCACAUGCAUUGACAAUGCCUUUGAUAUACUUGAUUUCUAUAAGAGGCGGUGCAGAGUUUAGGGGAUGCUAACUUGCUCAUACUUUGAUGAAAAUGAUUCCACAUCGUUUAUGUGCAGCUAGCUGGUAGCAAAAAGGUCUAGGCUUUUGUUAUGGAUAUCUUGAAAUCAGUGAUACUUUUAGGAUUUUUGGUGCUCUCCUGAGGAAGAUGAGAACUUUACACCUCAUGAGUGUUUCAAACAGUAUCCCAAAAGCCCUCAUUUGUCUUUUGUUCAGCUCCAGACAGAGCUCCAUCCCUGCAUGAAAUGUUCCAACACAGUGUUUCCCUAUAUAGAGGCACAUUGGACAUGUAGACCCACAUCUGAAAGGUCUCUGGCUAGAAAAGAUCAGAGCGACUACAUGGCUUUGAGACGGAGGUUGGCGUGUCUAGUCGCUCACUCUGAAGAAUUUGCGCUGGUUCCAUUCGCGUCCAGUGUUAAUGGGAUCCUCGGUGUUGCUGUAUCGGAGUAACUAGGCUUUAUUCCCUCAUAAGAUGGAGUAUUCUCAGAGCAGCUUACUCUACUAAGAGGUACCACUUUGGUUGCUCCCCCUCAGAAUGUCCACUUUAUCUGUCAGUGCUGUUGCUAUUCAUCCCAUGAGUGUUCUUAGUAACACAUUAUUUGCAACAUUCAUUUGGAACUUUCGACUGAAACCAAAACAGUUUACUUGUAUUUUUAAGUAUUGUCAAGAUUUGUAUUGCAGGUACAUUGAUCUGUGAAUAUUUUGCAAGGUUUGAAUUUUCACUACCACAUCUUACUGGACUGUAAAGGGUGGUGCAAGCACAAAUCGAAAUGGUUGUUUGUCUUUUCUUGGUCCCACACAGUUAGGAUGUUGGAAUGAUGUGAAAGGUAGGCUGUUGAAUCUAGUGGUUGAUAAUUGUUGAAUUCUUUGAUAUGUGAAUUUUGUUUAUGCACAUUUUUAUUUUGUAAUGUGAAGAUGUAAAUAUUUUAUCUGAAUCCCACGUUUUCAAAACAUUUCCUAUACAUCUUUUACUGAACUACAGAGUAAUGUGUGUAGGCCUAUAGUUAGGAUUCCUCCAUAGGUUGCUCCUUUUUCUAUAAGAGUGAAAAACUAUGAGACUGUGAGAAUAAAUCUGGUCACAAUACUGUACUUUCCAUCUUUCAUCUUUUUUAUUCAUAGAGAAAUCAAUAAACCAGUGUUUAUUUAUUAA
Messenger RNA from Salmo salar (Atlantic salmon), 9246 nucleotides. Its product is annotated as neuron navigator 2. Gene Ontology annotation, biological process: neurogenesis; nervous system development. Lineage: Eukaryota; Metazoa; Chordata; Actinopteri; Salmoniformes; Salmonidae. The record is from RefSeq and is a predicted model, not a curated record. Gene Ontology annotation, molecular function: ATP binding; ATP hydrolysis activity; protein binding.